AUGCCUAUUAGUGGCUUUUGCUUUGUGUGCAAUAGAUCCAUCAAGGAAGAUGAACGUAUCCAGUGUGAUUUUUGGCUUCAAAAGGAAAUUAUUGAUCUUAAAUCCGAAAUCAGUGAAAUAAAGAAAUUAACAAAAACGCAAGGUGAAUUAGCAAAUGAUACUGAUGAGGUUCAUGGUCAAAGUAAUCGUAUUUUUACUGAUGAUCAAUUGCUGGAAGAGUUUGAGGAAAGGCAACGACAACACGCUCCGAAAUCCAAACUCGAAAAUCGAGAGAUAUCGAGCGUCAAAAGCGAAAGAGAAGUAGUAGAAAACAAAGAAGUGAAGUGGAAUAAGAGUAAGAAGCACCAAGAAGCAUACACAGGAAGCAAGAAAGUCGGCCAGGGAAUGCUAAACGGGAAUCCUGAACCGGAAAAAGGACACAAACUAGCAAUAGAAGAACAAGACAACCAGAAACGAAAAAGAGAAACCUCCUUUUCACCAUCACCGGAAGGUCAAAGAGUACAGAGGAAGCAGAAGAGGGUACAAGCAGGAGACAUGGACGAAGUAAAGAAUAUGUUCAAAACGUUAAUGGAGGAAAUCGCAGAAAUGAAAAGAGACCAAAGAGCAUACCAAACAGAAGUAACAACACUAAGAGAAGAAAACCAAAGACUGACCGAAAGAUUAGAAAGAGUGGAGCAACACUUAGAAAAACUGGAAAAAGCAGAAAGGAGAAACAACAUCGUAAUCAAAGGAGGGAAACUACAAGGAAGCGAAAUAACAGCAGAGGUUGAAGAACUCCUAAAAAAUAAGGUAGGAAUCCAAACUAAGAUACAAGACCCAAGAUUAGUCAGCGAAAAAUACGACAUAGUAGUAGCAAAGAUAGAGAACUGGGACACAAAAAGAGCAAUCAUGAAACAGAAGAACAAAUUAAAAGGAUCAAAAACGUUUAUUGAAGGCGAUUACACCAAACAAGAGAGCGAGAUACAGAAGAAAAUAAGAGGAAUAGCAGCAGCAGAAAAAGGGAAAGGAGUCGAGGCAAAAGUGGGGUACAAAAAGAUGAUAUGGGCGGGAGAAGUCUGGCAUUGGGACACUAAAUUAGACAAAUUAGUGAAAGCACCGUCGCACCCCAAAGAAAAUCCAAAAAACUAA
Messenger RNA from Zophobas morio, 1128 nucleotides. RefSeq names its product protein Hook homolog 2-like. Bases 1 to 1128 code for a protein of 375 amino acids. Lineage: Eukaryota; Metazoa; Arthropoda; Insecta; Coleoptera; Tenebrionidae. The transcript has 4 exons. The record is from RefSeq and is a predicted model, not a curated record.